AUGGCCACCAAAGCCAAUAUGCACCGAUAUCUCCGCCAGUCGCUGGAGCAUAUCUUCCAAAACAACAAGAAAUGGGUCUCGUCGAAGAAAGAGACCGAUGCCACCUUUUUCGACAAGCUUUCUGCUGGCCAAUCACCAGACUACCUCGAUAGCCGUGUCCCCGCCAACGAAAUCAUGGGUCUGGAAGCUGGCGAGGUCUUCGUUCACCGUAAUAUCGCCAACCUGGUGCCCAAUGUCGACCUCAACGUCAUGUCGGUGAUCAACUAUGCUGUGCGCCACCUAAAGGUCAAGCAUAUCAUUGUGUGCGGCCACUACAAUUGUGGUGGGGUCAAGGCGGCCUUGACACCUGCUGACCUGGGACUGCUUAACCCAUGGCUCCGAAACAUCCGCGAUGUUUAUCGCUUGCAUGAGAAGGAACUUGACGGAAUUCCCGAUGAGCACUCGCGAUACAAUCGUCUGAUUGAACUCAAUGUGAUGGAAUCCUGUAGGAAUAUCAUCAAGACCGCUGCUGUCCAGCAGAGCUAUGAAGAUAACCAUUAUCCCAUUGUUCAUGGAUGGGUCUUCGAUCUCGGCGACGGCCUGCUGAAAGAUCUCAAGAUCGAUUUCGAAGCCGAGUUGGAGGACGUGAAGAAAAUCUAUUGUCUGUCGUCGGGUCAGAAAUCCGAGCAUUAA
This is a messenger RNA of Penicillium griseofulvum, 672 nucleotides long. Its product is annotated as carbonic anhydrase. Gene Ontology annotation, cellular component: cytoplasm. Lineage: Eukaryota; Fungi; Ascomycota; Eurotiomycetes; Eurotiales; Aspergillaceae. The coding region runs from base 1 to 672 and encodes 223 amino acids. Gene Ontology annotation, molecular function: zinc ion binding; carbonate dehydratase activity. Gene Ontology annotation, biological process: cellular response to carbon dioxide; cellular response to oxidative stress. The record is from RefSeq and is a predicted model, not a curated record. The transcript is spliced from 2 exons.